Molecule: messenger RNA, 1594 nt
Organism: Malania oleifera
Lineage: Eukaryota; Viridiplantae; Streptophyta; Magnoliopsida; Santalales; Ximeniaceae
Exons: 2
Coding region: 277-1461 (394 amino acids)
Source: RefSeq, a predicted model, not a curated record
AACUCAAAAAUAGUCCGAGCCCAUCCGAUCAACCCCCCUUCUACCACACCACGUGGACCAGGUGGUAGGAGCGCGAAGUAACCUGACCGGAGAAAAUGCUAGAGAGAGAGAGAGAGAGAGGCUAGAGCAGACUUCAAAGAGGUGGCUGUGAGGGGAAUCAGCAGCCUUUGUCAGGGGGGGCUUGCCAUAAAAACGACAGCUCUUGAUAUCUUCUCUAUCCUUUCUUUUUAGGUUUUAGGGUUAGGGUCUGGUUCCGGCAGAUCCUUGGGCUUGGCUAUGGCUUCGGGAGGAGAAGCAGGGGGCGAGUUUCAGGACUGGGAGGUGCUCCACGACUCGGAUUCACCCGUUGUGAGCUCGUCCGACUGGGACAACGAGCCUUCGAGGGCUGUCGAGGUCGAGGUCGAGGGUAUAGAAGGUGACUCGGAAGGCGUGAUCAGGCCCAAUUACUUCUCGCUCGAUUUGGAGAAGAGGUACGUGAGGACUACUGCUGAUGUGAGCGAGGAGGGGUCGGUUGAGUCGGACAAGCCCAGUUGGAUCGAUCCCGGGUCGGAGACUCGGUAUGAGAGGAAGAACUUGGCCGGGUCCUGGUCCGAUUCAAGCAGCGAUCGCUCCGAAAGUCGUAAAUUAAGCGAUUUUGAUGCUAGACAGGAGUUGGGUUUCGUGGAAAAUGCGAAAAGCCAUGUGGGUUUCGAAGGGAUUGACGAAAUUCGAACCGAGAAUAGGGUUUCGGGAAAGUUCUGGUCAGAUUUGAGCGGCGAUCCGUCUGAUUUUCGUAAAUUAAUGGAUUUCGAUGGGAAGGGGGAAUUGAGUUAUGCUGAAAAUCUGAAAAAUCAGGUCGGUUUUGAAGGGAUUGAUGAAGUUGAAACCCGGGAUAAGGAUUGCAACAAAGUGUGGCUUGAUUCAGGUGGAUAUGGAUCUCUCUCUGUGGAAUUCAGGGACGCCCGGAAGAGUGAGAUCGGUUUAGGCGGUUAUGCGGAAACCGGUUCAGAGAAUUUGAGUGAAAACAAUGGAGGAAGUGGGUUGGUUGAAGAGCUUGAGGGAGGAAAUGAGUGUGCUGAAGGGGAUAGAAGCAUGAUGUUGGAGGGAAGUGAGGAUGAGACUGUUGCAGUGACCAACAGUAUGAAAUCAAAUGGAGGGAAAGAGAAGAAGAAGAUAGUGUGGUGGAAGCUUCCUUUGGAGUUUGUUAGGUUUUGUAUUUUUAGGGUUAGCCCAAUAUGGUCUUUCUCUUUGGCGGCUGCAGUAAUGGGCUUUAUUAUUUUGGGUAGGCAGCUAUACAAGAUGAAGCGAAAGAGCCAGAGCUUGCAGUUGAAGGUUACUCUUGAUGAUAAGAAGGUGUCCCAGUUCAUGACUCGUGCUGCACGUCUCAACGAAGCAUUUUCAGUCGUGAGGCGUGUCCCCGUGGUUCGACCUUCACUGCCUGCAGGUGGGGUUACCCCAUGGCCCGUGAUGAGCUUGAGAUAAAGUACAGUGAAAUAGAUUGAAGAGAAAGGCAAUGUGUGCACAGAGCUUUAAGCUUAUGUUCUUUACACCACCUGUUUUCUAUGAAUCUGGAUGUCCUGCUCUGCUAAUGCAUUCAUCUUAGAAUUUGUUUGAG